GCCAUUUUGGACUGAGAUGAGGAAAAACUUCUUCACCCAGAGAGUUGUGAAUCUGUGGAAUUCUCUGCCACAGAAGGCAGUGGAGACCAAUUCACUGGAUGUUUUCAAGAGAGUUCGAUUUAGCUCUUAGGGUUAAAGGAAUCAAGGGAUAUGGGGAAAAAUCAGGAAUGGGGUACUGAUUUUAGAUGAUCAGCUAUGAUCAUAUUGAAUGACGGUGCUGGCUCGAAGGGCUGAAUGGCCUGCUCCAGCACCAAUUUUUCUAUGUUUCUAAAAAAACAAGGUGCUCGAGGAAUUUAGCAGGUCAGGCAGCAUCCGUGAAGGACAAUGUGUCUGGUUGAGACACUUUGGUUCCCCCAGCAAUUUGUUUUUUGCUCAGUUUAUAUAACAAAUUGAUGACCUAUCACCAGUUCUGCAGCUACUAUCGUCUGAAUACAUUCUGCUGCAAUGUUACGCUGUCCACGCAAACCUGGUCUGAAAAUUGAUCAAAUUAGAGCAGACUGCAUCCAUAGCUGGGUCUCUAGAGGCUGAUCCGGAGGUACUAGUUCUGAAAUGUUCACCAUUAUAAAAGCACUUUGAACAGAUGUAGAUGGAAGACUUUUUACAUUUCGAUGAUAAUUGAAUGCUGUAAACCCAGUUCAAGUAGUGUUAAAAAAACUACCUAUUUCAUAUAUAAAACAAAGGAAUGUUUUAAUCUGUAAUUUUAAUGCAGUGCCAAUAAUCAAGAAAUGCCUCAAGUGCACCUGAUAUGCUCUUUAGUUCCAUGAAUUACCCCAGUGCCAAGCAUCCUUCCAGAGGACGGAAAAAAUCUUUCAAAUGCAUUAAAAAUAAUUAAGAUUAAGAUUUUUUAAUUUCAAUUUUAAAUUCAACUGCAAUCCUUCUAUUUUAGUUAUGAUUUAAUUUCUAUUUUUAGUGUUUUCCACUGAUAAACAAGCAACUCAAACUACAACAAACCUGAAAGUAAGUGAAGCAUAAUCAAGAAAAGAUGACUGAAGGGUUCUCAAAAUUGGAUGAAGAAACACUUGAGAAAGUUAUGCAUUUCCUGUUUUCGGAAGAUGAUGAUUCGCAAAUUGAUGAAAAUAUAGUGGAUAAAGUUGAAUACAUACAACUUAAUGGAAGGAAGUUAAGCUCAAUUCCAUCAAAUCUCUACCGUUUUAGAAAUCUAAAAGCAUUAGAUAUUAGUUCCAAUAACAUCACAUUCAUUCCAGAGGAAAUUGCUGUACUUAACGAAAUGAUUGACCUUAAUAUUAAUGAAAAUAAUAUUUCAAAGUUACCCAUUGAAAUUGGACAUCUGAGUAAAUUGGAAAUGUUAAGUUUGAAGGGAAAUCAAUUAACCUAUCUACCAGAAACCGUGGCCAGGCUGAAGCAUUUGCAAGUUCUUAGACUGAACAAUAAUAGGAUAUUUGUCUUCCCAAGAAUCGUAUGCUUGCUUCCUGAGUUAAGGAAACUUUAUCUUUCAAAAAACUCACUUCAAAGUUUACCCAAGGAGAUCUCUGAGUUGAAAAAUUUAAGAAUUCUGUCCUUGAAUAAUAACAAGUUAACAUUUUUGCCAUUGCAGUGUUUUGAGUUGUGCUACCUCGAGGAACUAAUGUUGAAUGGAAAUCAGUUGACUGCUCUUUCCGAGAAAAUAGAGAAACUGCAGGAACUACAGGUUCUGCAAAUGAAGCAUAAUCAAUUAGAAGAACUCCCAAAUGAAAUUUCCAGUUGUAUAAACAUUAAACAACUUUUACUUGAUGGAAACAGGAUCACUCACUUGCCUGCAAAGAUUGGAAAUUUGUAUCAUCUGACUGAUUUCUCUGUUAGUAAUAACAAACUAAAACAUCUGCCAAUUGGCUUGUCACAUAUCAUUAACCUGACAAGUUUGGACAUUUCUCAUAAUGUCAUGGAAGAAGUUCCUAUUGAAUUCAAAAACUGUUUUAAGGUCACGACCAUCAACUGUAGCCACAACUAUUUUACCCAAUUUCCCGGUGCAUUAUGCUUGAUUGCUGGAUUGCGGUAUUUAAAUCUUAGUUGCAAUCAUAUCACUGAAGUACUUGCAGAUGUGUGCUGCAUUACGAACCUGGAAACCCUUGAUCUAAGUGCAAACAAUUUCACCGUGUUCCCCAUUCAUAUAUGCCAUCUAACAAACAUGGAAUAUUUGGAUUUGAGUAAAAAUCGUAUUGGGAAUGUUCCAACACAAAUUUAUGGUUUAUUCCGACUUAAGUUCCUUUAUCUUCAAAAGAACAAUUUUACUGACUUUUCCAGUAAUUUAUGCCGACUAGCCAGCCUGAAGACACUUGACAUUUCUGACAACAAAAUAGAACAUCUUCCAAACGAUAUUGUAAACCUUAAACAGAUUACAGAGGUUAAUCUUUCGAAUAAUCAUUUUGGCUUUUUUCCAAUUGAAAUAAGUAACCUGACAACACUGGAGAAACUGAUAAUCAGUCAGUCAGAUGGGAUUAAGGUAAGAAAACUACACUAUAGAACAAUGAUUAAAAUAAUUUGUACAAAGUGGCUUUGGUAUAUUGACAGUGGAGGGUGAACCAUUACAUUUUGCUAGGGAUAAAUAUGUGAAAAGGAAGUCAGUUGACUUCAUGUGUAACCGAGGUACAGUGCAAAGCUUUUUGCUGCGUGCUAACCAGUUAGCAGAAAGACUACAUGGUUACAAUCAAGCUGUCCACAGUGUACAGAUACAUGAUAAAGGGAAUAACGUUUAGUGCAAGAUAAAAUCCAGUAAAUUCCAAUUAAAGAUAGUCCGAAGGUCUCCAGUGUCCCCAAGUGACACAAAUAAAAUCCAAGGGUCUCCGAUAACACUAGUUAUUAGUAU
Messenger RNA from Leucoraja erinaceus (little skate), 2803 nucleotides. Its product is annotated as leucine-rich repeat and death domain-containing protein 1-like. The record is from RefSeq and is a predicted model, not a curated record. Gene Ontology annotation, molecular function: protein binding. NCBI's taxonomy places the organism in Eukaryota, Metazoa, Chordata, Chondrichthyes, Rajiformes, Rajidae. The transcript has a single exon. Bases 983 to 2518 code for a protein of 511 amino acids.